Messenger RNA from Papilio polytes (common Mormon), 1264 nucleotides. RefSeq lists its product as uncharacterized. The transcript has 5 exons. NCBI's taxonomy places the organism in Eukaryota, Metazoa, Arthropoda, Insecta, Lepidoptera, Papilionidae. The record is from RefSeq and is a predicted model, not a curated record. Gene Ontology annotation, biological process: recombinational repair. The coding region runs from base 264 to 1211 and encodes 315 amino acids.
AAAGCGAAAAUAAUAUGCAAAACUAAAAAUAUAUCAAUUAACAGUUUUAUUCUAUUUAUAGUCCUCCCUUGAAAUUAUACCUUAAUUUUGGUGCUUACUUUUUUAUUCUAUUCAUUAAAGUAAGGCCUUUAAUUUCGCGUACAAUUGUGCCGUAUCUGUUUCAACAUAUAUUUUAUUUUAAGUAAAAAAAUGUCUAUUGCAGAUUAAUAUUUCCUUUUAAUUACAUUAAAUAAUUCAGUAGCAAUUUACGUAUAAACAGUACUAUGUUUGAAUCUGAUGAUUUUGAUCAGGUUUUAUCUCAAUUAGAUAUUCCGGACGUACCUCUCAGAACAAGCACAACCAACUGUCAUAGCGUUCAGAAUAAUGUUAAUGUACUACAAAAUAGUCCCUCUAAAAUAAUUAGCAAAAACAAUGCAAUACCGGGUUCAAAUCAUGAUAAUAUAAACAUAAAUAACAAGGAAACAGAAUCUGAAGUUAAUCUUGUGCAAAAAAAUAAUUUACUAUCACCAAAGCACUGCAAAAGGAAAAUUAUUAAUUCACAUUUUGACUCUAACUGUAAAAGAAAGUUCCCAGGUCCUGCGGGAUUAUUGUCUGGUAGUUUUGAACAAUAUAAGGAUAAUAAUAUUGAUCACAUUGAGUUGCUGUCUCAGGAUAUAGAUUUUUCACAAUAUCCUCUACACGGGGACCUAUUUGAUUCAGCACUUUGGAAAAAAAUGUUAAAAGAUGUGAAUGAAUGGAAAUUAAAUGCUGUUGAAACAAUAAAAACAAUAAAACAGUUUGCACUCAAUGGAAACAUUAGAAGAAGGAAAGCACAAACAAUUACAGCAUUUGUAGAAUGUGUUGAUAGAUCUGCUAUGGACCCUUUAAUUACUCUCAGAGAUUUAACUGGAAAUAUAAAAUGUACACUACAUAGAGAUGCUUGGUCAUGUUUUUCAUCAUACAUUGUGCCAGGGCAUUCAGCUCUUGUGUUAUCUAAGACUACAAUAUUAACAACAGGCGGCGCAUUCAAAAAACAUUACUUAAAUAUAACUAUGAGCAAUAUAUUAGCUAUAUAUAGUUCUAUACUCAAUAAGGAAGAAACUAUGCCUGAUGGUUAUCAAAAAAAAGUAAAUGAAGACUGCACAAUUAUUAAAAUGGAGAAACAAAUCUCAGAAAACCAUGGAAAUGAUUAUGAUGACUUAGAUAGCAUAUUUUCAGAUGAGACUUUUUAAAAAAUGUGAUAAUUAUGUACAUAAGUUGUAAAAUAAAGUAUGAUUAUAUUAAA